Molecule: messenger RNA, 420 nt
Organism: Cordyceps fumosorosea ARSEF 2679
Lineage: Eukaryota; Fungi; Ascomycota; Sordariomycetes; Hypocreales; Cordycipitaceae
Exons: 1
Coding region: 1-420 (139 amino acids)
Source: RefSeq, a predicted model, not a curated record
AUGGAUGCUCAACCCGCUGGAUCGGAGCGGCCAGAGGACGGCACCGCCGCCAGGGACCCCAAAAGAGCCUGGCGAUACGACUGCCACGUUCUUAGAAUGCUGAAGGCGGCCGAGAAAGCUAUGAAGGAGGAUCCCCUUUCCGAAGACAGCAUCAACAUCAUGGUAGCUCUGCGGGAUCGCGUACACGAGGUCCAAGGGCGAGACAACUUGAGCUAUCCGCCCAUGGACCUGUACGAAGGGCUGGUUUCGGAGAAAGAUUGUCUAGAAGGGGGCGACCGCACCCACGAGAUCCUGAAGGAAGCGUUGAAUGCCUACAAGGAGGCCUAUUCAGGCGCGGAGACAGGUGACUGGAUCAAGCGCGCGGCUAAGGAAGGCCAGGAGCGGGUGAGGGCACUAGCUGGUGGAAAGUCGUUAGAAUGA